Mizuhopecten yessoensis (Yesso scallop) is the source of this 607-nucleotide messenger RNA. Its product is annotated as tumor necrosis factor-inducible gene 6 protein-like. The annotation marks the transcript as partial. Lineage: Eukaryota; Metazoa; Mollusca; Bivalvia; Pectinida; Pectinidae. The transcript has 3 exons. The record is from RefSeq and is a predicted model, not a curated record.
ACUGGUAUAUUACAGGUAUGUUACACUGACGGACGUUUCUGUCUAAACCUACGGCCGAUACCUUACACUGACGGACGUUUCUGUCUAAACCUACCUACAACUCAGGCCUCAUAUUGUGGAGAGUACCUACGGCCGACUGUGGUCACCAUGGGGAAUCUGGCUCUCGUUACCCUCUUCUUAUGUGUUGGAAUGGCGCAUGGAUUCGGAAAGUUUUCGCUGUACAUGGAAGAGAAGUGUGGGGAGACUGUCCACGUGGACGUAUUUGGGAAACAAGCCGGACGACUCCGUCCCACGCGGACUUCAAAAUACAAACCAAACAUGAGUUGUACCGUCACUAUACGUACAGCCGAUUCUCACCGCUUCGUGGUUGUCUUCCGCCGCCUCGAUGUCGAGUAUGAGCCUUUCUGUGACGAUGAUUACCUUCAAAUACAUGACGGGAACACAACGUCAGCCCCGACAAUACCAGGAUUGCCAAGGAAAAUGUGUGGGGAUGAAAGGCCGAAGGGUGACUACGUCACAACCGGUUCCAGUAUGACUGUAUUUUUCAAGAGCGACUCAUGGUAUAAUGAUAACGGUUUCGAUUUCAUCUUCACGAUAUUCCACACAG